GAAGUAGGAAGUAAAUACAGAGGAGUCGAGGUGCCACUGGAAACAAGUCUGGCACCAUGCUGGAAGGCUACAGCCCUGUGACCCAGGCCCUGCUGGGCACUCUGUUCACCUGGGGUCUGACUGCUGCCGGAGCAGCUCUGGUGUUUGUCUUCUCCAGCCGGCAGAAGCGCAUCUUGGAUGGAAGUUUAGGCUUUGCAGCUGGGGUAAUGCUGGCUGCCUCCUAUUGGUCGUUGCUGGCACCGGCGAUUGAGAUGGCAGAGGAUUCUGGGAAAUACGGCUCAUUUGCUUUCUUGCCCGUGGCUGUGGGAUUCACAUUCGGGGCGGCGUUUGUUUACUUCGCUGACCUGGCCAUGCCCCUACUGGGUGUAGGUGCUGACCCGCAUAUUGCCUUGGCUCUGCCCCCCGAAUCUAAGCUGUCCAAAGAGAAAGCAGAGGAUCCCUCAUUCCAAUUCAUGGACCCGGAUGAGAUGACCAUCAGGAUAGGUAGAGCCGGACCUCUUUCAGAUAAGUUAGAAAAUGGAGACGUGUACCAGAGGAGGAGAGGACCUCAUUCAGACAGUUCAGAUGGACACGAAACAGGAAGCAAGCAACAAGAGGGGGUUGGACAGACGGCAAGCAGCUGGCGACGAAUUGUUCUCCUCAUCGUUGCCAUCACCAUCCACAACAUUCCAGAGGGUUUGGCUGUGGGGGUUGGCUUCGGAGCAAUUGGAAAGACUUCAUCUGCUACUUUUGAAAGUGCCAGAAAUUUGGCCAUUGGUAUUGGCAUCCAAAAUUUCCCAGAGGGCUUGGCAGUGAGCCUGCCGCUGCGGGGUUCAGGGGUUUCAUCAUGGACAGCUUUCUGGUAUGGUCAGCUUAGUGGCAUGGUAGAGCCUAUUGCUGGGAUGCUGGGCGCCAUCGCCGUUGUCCUGGCAGAACCUCUGUUGCCAUACGCGUUGGCGUUUGCUGCCGGGGCGAUGGUUUACGUGGUGGUGGAUGACAUCAUACCUGAGGCUCAAGUCAGUGGAAACGGGAAGCUGGCAUCCUGGACCUCCAUCCUGGGCUUCGUGGUCAUGAUGUCACUGGACGUAGGACUGGGCUGACGUCGCCGUGACAACUGGUACCAUGUCAACAGACACUCAAUGGCCAUGAUGUCAUCACUGUGCUGCUGACCUCAGUUUUUUUUAAAAAGGGGACCAAAUGAGGUGUUUUAUUCUAAAACACUGUUUAUCCAUUUUGAUUGUUGCUACUUGAAAUUCUACAGUGAGAACAGAAAAACAAACUAUUUUCUAAAACAAGGUGCGAGGAGGACUGUAUUUGAAGUUGAUAUGUUUUAUUUUUAUGCUAGCAGUCAUUUCCUAAGAGCAGCUGACACUUUUGCCAAAUGGCAGGUAUCUCAUUUAGGAAAGAAUUUAUACAUAUUUAAUGAAUAAUCUCCUAAUUCCAGGGCUUGUGAAUGUUUUGUUGAGAGGCUGUUUUGAGUUUUUCAAACUCAGUUUUUUAAAACAAAAAUUCUCAGUUAUGAAAGUUAAAUGAAUGUUAUUUGAAUUUACUUCCUCCAGUUUUUGUAUAUCCAAAUGAUGGGAAUACUUGAAGUCUGGUGUUUGAUUUGGUAAUUUAUGGGACCGCCAUUGAUUGAUUUGAUUUUGUGUUCUCUAUUCUGACAGACAGGUACUAUGAUUUUACAUACUUUACUUAAUCUCUAUUAUACUGAUAGUCUCAUUUUCAACCAAGUGUAGUGCCUUCUUCUUUUUAGGGCACAGACAGUCUCCUGCCAUCUACAGGUCAGUCUGAAGAAUCACAUGUUGUGUUCCAUGUUGAAUUAUUUAAAUGCUGAAGUUUACUCUGAAUAACAUGAAGUCUUUGUAUAAUUAAAUAACAAAGUGAUUCUGAUU
Messenger RNA from Plectropomus leopardus (leopard coralgrouper), 1871 nucleotides. It is a transcript of the gene slc39a11, whose product is annotated as solute carrier family 39, member 11. Gene Ontology annotation, biological process: zinc ion transmembrane transport. The record is from RefSeq and is a predicted model, not a curated record. Gene Ontology annotation, cellular component: membrane. Lineage: Eukaryota; Metazoa; Chordata; Actinopteri; Perciformes; Serranidae. Gene Ontology annotation, molecular function: zinc ion transmembrane transporter activity.